AUGGUAAGAACAAAACAAAAUUACAACAUAUGCCGUCUACAGCCUGACUUAGCGGAAGAAUUGUUGUCUUCGGUUGAUACUCCACUCAAAACAGCACGCUGUGAGGAAUCGGGGAAAACAUACCUAUGUUGUGAUUACAACAGAGACGGCGAUUCAUACAGAUCGCCAUGGUCGAACAUUUUCUAUCCGAAAAUCGUCGAUGAAGAUGAGGCUCCACAUCCUUCCAGCCAUUUGAGAGAACUUGAAAUCUUUGCUAACCAAUCAUUUGAUAUAUAUCGCGAACUGUACUACGAGGGAGGAAUUUCUAGCGUUUACUUUUGGGAUUCUGAGGAAGAGAAUGUGGAUGCCUCGGGCACAAUUGGCUUUGCAGGUGUCGUUCUGCUGAAGAAAACCGUCGACACAGUGAACCCGAAAGAUGGAGGAUCGUGGGACUCGAUCCACGUGUUCGAGGUUCUUCCUGGCUCAAACCAGAAAGCAACAUAUAAGGUGACGUCCACAGUGAUUUUGGACAUUUCGAACUCCAACGACCCAAAUAUCUAUCUCAGUGGAAACCUCACCAGACAAACUUCAAAGGACUUUCAAUUCAAAGACUCCGCUUCUCACGUCUCGAACUUGGGAACGCUAGUGGAAGAUGUCGAGAGCAGACUGAGGAAUCUGCUCCAAGAAGUCUACUUUGGAAAAACAAAGGACAUUUUGGGAGAUAUUCGCUCUCUUGAGCCCCUGGAAACCAAGUCGGAAGAAAGAGAAAAGCAGUCAGAGCUCAUCAGCAAUCUUAAGAACCUGUAG
This is a messenger RNA of Ogataea haglerorum, 786 nucleotides long. RefSeq lists its product as uncharacterized. Lineage: Eukaryota; Fungi; Ascomycota; Pichiomycetes; Pichiales; Pichiaceae. Gene Ontology annotation, molecular function: actin filament binding. The record is from RefSeq and is a predicted model, not a curated record. The coding region runs from base 1 to 786 and encodes 261 amino acids. The transcript has 2 exons. Gene Ontology annotation, biological process: cell morphogenesis; actin cytoskeleton organization; barbed-end actin filament capping. Gene Ontology annotation, cellular component: cytoplasm; F-actin capping protein complex; actin cortical patch.